CGUGGAGCCGGCGAGACAGCGAGGCGGGCCAGGGAAAGAUCCACUCAGCGGCUACAGCCAUGGCUGAACGGCGCGCCUUCGCUCAGAAAAUUAGCAGGACUGUGGCAGCAGAAGUAAGGAAGCAGAUCGCAGGCCAGUAUGGAGGCUCCCCACAGCUGCUGAAAAACCUAAACGUCGCUGCCAGUGCAUCCCAUCACACAGUUCCACUCACAGAAGCGGUGGAGCCGGUGGACUAUGGUCACCCACCCACGGUGGAGUCGGGUCCUCUCAGGGACCUCGUGGAGUUCCCCCCCGAUGAUAUUGAAGUGCUCUACACGCCCCGGGAGUGUCGCACGCUGGUGCCAGCUGUAACAGAAGAAGGUGAUAAUGACCCACAUGUGAAGGACUGUGCAGGAUCCUACACUGAGGACUGGGCAAUUGUAAAUAGAAAAUACCAUAAGCUUGGGACAGGGUUUAACCCAAAUGUGCUCGACAAACAGAAAGAGACGCAGAAGGGCCUCCCAAAGCAGAUUUUCGAAUCUGACGAAAUGCCAGCCAGCCACAGCUACCAGGAUGAGCAGGAUGAGCUCAAAAGGAGGUCCAUGUCUAUAGAUGACACCCCACGUGGGAGCUGGGCCUGCAGUAUCUUCGAUCUCAAGAACUCGCUCCACGACCCGCUGCUUCCCAACCUGCUGGACCGGGUGCUGAACGAGGAGAUCGAUCACCAGAACGAAGAGCAGAGAAAAUCAAACCGGCACAGAGAACUGUUCGCUCUUCACCCGGCACUGGAGGAGGACGACCCUAUUGAGCGACACAGCAUUCCCGACGUCCCCAAAGAGCACUUUGGACAGAGGCUGCUGGUAAAAUGUUUAUCAUUAAAGUUUGAAAUAGAAAUUGAGCCAAUUUUCGCAAGCUUGGCCUUGUAUGACGUCAAAGAAAAGAAAAAGAUUUCAGAAAAUUUCUUCUUUGACUUGAACUCUGAACAGAUGAAGUCGAUGCUGCGCCCACAUGUUCAGUCUGCUGCGAUUUCAACCCUGGGCAGAUCAGCCAUCUUCUCCCUUACUUACCCCUCCCAAGACGUCUUCCUGGUCAUAAAGCUGGAGAAGGUGCUACAGCAAGGAGAUAUCGGAGAGUGUGCAGAGCCGUAUAUGGUCUUCAAGGAGUCGGACACUGCCAAGAACAAGGAGAAGCUGGAGAAGCUGAGGGCCCAGUCACAGCUUUGCCAGAGGCUGGGCCGGUAUCGAAUGCCCUUUGCCUGGACAGCGAUCCAUCUGAUGAACAUUGUGAACAGCGCUGGGAGCCUGGAGAGAGAUACCAAUGAAGUGGAAAUCGGGGUGCCGGAGCGUAAAGGGUCGUGGUCCGAGAGAAGGAAUUCCAGUAUCGUGGGCAACCUUACCAACUUCAGACCGGCCACUCUGACUGUGACCAACUUCUUCAAGCAGGAAGGAGAUCGUCUGAGUGACGAGGAUCUAUAUAAGUUUCUUGCUGACAUGAGAAGGCCUUCUUCAGUUUUAAGGAGACUUCGACCUAUUACAGCUCAGCUGAAGAUCGACAUCUCCCCAGCACCAGAAAAUCCACAUUACUGCCUAACCCCUGAGCUGCUGCAGGUUAAACCCUACCCUGACAGCAGAGUCCGACCCACCAGAGAGAUACUAGAAUUUCCAGCGAAGGACGUGUACGUCCCAAACAUAACCUACAGGAACCUGCUGUUUGUGUAUCCCCAAAGUCUUAAUUUUGCAAAUCGGCAAGGUUCUGCAAGAAACAUCACAGUGAAAGUGCAGUUUAUGUGUGGUGAAGAUCCUAGCAGUGCCAUGCCGGUAAUCUUUGGCAAAUCCAGCUGUUCUGAGUUUUGCAGAGAGGGCUGUACUACAGUGGUGUAUCACAGCAGAUCGCCUGAUUUCUACGAUGAAAUAAAGAUCAAACUCCCCACCACCUUGACGGACCAUCACCACGUGCUUUUCACGUUCUACCAUGUGAGCUGCCAGCAGAAACAGAGCACUCCUCUGGAAACUGCAGUGGGAUACACGUGGAUCCCAAUGCUUCAGAAUGGGCGCAUAAGAACGGGACGGUUCUGUCUUCCAGUGUCGUUGGAGAAGCCGCCACAGUCCUACUCAGUUCUCUCCCCAGAUGUGCCGCUUCCUGGAAUGAAAUGGGUUGAUAACCACAAAGGUGUUUUUAAUGUGGAAGUUGUCUCAGUUUCAAGCAUUCACACCCAGGAUCAAUACCUGGACAAGUUCUUUGCUCUGGUCCAUGCCCUGGAUGAACACUCGUUCCCGGUUCGAAUCGGAGACGUUAGAAUAAUGGAAAACAACCUGGAAGCUGAACUGAAGACCAGCAUUGCUGCUUUGAACUCUUCCCAGCUGGAGCCAGUUGUCCGAUUCCUGCACCCACUGCUGGAUAAGCUGAUUCUGCUGGUUGUCAGGCCCCCUGUGAUUGCAGGGCAAAUAGUUAAUCUGGGUCAGGCUGCCUUUGAAGUCAUGGCUUCGGUUGUGAACAGACUGCAUAAAUACGUGGACAGCAGCCAGGAUCAGCAUGGGAGGAACAGCCUCUUGUCUUCCUACAUUUAUUAUGUUUUUUGCCUGCCGAACACAGACUCCAUUUCUGCAUCGCCAGGGUUUAGAGCAAUCCAAUUCCUGGGUAAACACUGGCGCGUCGAAGGCUGUUCCCUGGGGAACCAGCCCCAGUUCCAGCCCCGAUUCCAUGCAGGUAGUGUUCUUUGCACAUGUCCACCCCCCUCCUUGCCAGCGGAGCCUUGCACAUUUUCCCAUUCUCUUUCUUUUUAUUUUAAUUCAGUAAAAUGCAUGCAUGCUUUUCUUACUAACAUCAUUGUCUGUCUGUUUUUUUUUUGCAUGUGGCACUUGGGUUGUGAGCAGUGGGUUGUGAGCAGUGGCAGCGUGCGGGAAGGGGCUCUCCAGCAGGGCUGGUUUUUCUUUGAACUGAUGGUGAAAAGUAUUAUACAUCAUUUGUACUUUACGGACAGACUGGAUUCCCCGAGGAGAAACCGCUUUCCAGAGCGCUUUAUGGAUGACAUAACAGCCUUGGUGAGCACCAUCGCGGGCGACAUCGUCUCCAGGUUUCAAAAGGACCUGGAGCUUGUUGAGAGACUCAAUACCAGCCUUGCGUUCUUUCUUAAUGACUUGCUGUCUGUGAUGGACAGAGGCUUUGUCUUUAGUCUUGUAAAGACCUACUGGAAGCAGGUUUCCACGAAGCUGUAUGCUCUGCAGAGUCCUACAGUGCUGGUCUCCCUAAGGCUGGAUUUCCUUCGUAUCGUCUGCAGUCAUGAACACUACGUAACACUGAACCUGCCCUGCAGUUUACUGACCCCUCCAGCCUCGCCCUCCCCGUCUGUGUCUUCAGCAACGUCGCAGAGUUCUGGGUUUUCUACAAGCGUGCAAGAUCAGAAGAUUGCCAACAUGUUUGAGCUGUCGGUUCCGUUCCGUCAGCAGCACUACCUGGCAGGGCUGGUACUAACCGAGCUAGUGCUCAUUCUGGACCCAGAAGCGGACGGUUUUUCUGGACUGCAUAAGAAAGUGAUAAGCGUGGUUCACAACCUGCUCUCCAGUCACGACUCGGAUCCCCUCUACACAGACCCUGACGUGAAGGCCCGCGUGGCGAUGCUCUACCUGCCACUCAUAGGCAUCGUCAUGGAAACGGUGCCCCAGCUGUAUGACUUCACAGAGUCUCAGAGCCAGCGUGGAAAGCCAGGCAGUGCAGCUGUGGAUGAGCAUGACAACGAAGGGGGCAGCAUGAUCAGCCAGACCGUCGCCAUGGCAAUAGCAGGGACGGCUGUUCCACAGCUCAGCCGGCCCAGCAGCUUCCUUCUGAACCCCUCGUAUACAGUGCUGGGAGACAGCUUUCGGUCGAGCCACAGUCUCCUGAUCUGUCUGCUGUGGGUGCUGAAGAACGCAGAUGAACUUGUUCUGCAGAGGUGGUUCACAGACCUGUCCGUCAUGCAGCUGAACCGUUUGCUGGAUCUGAUGCACCUCUGUGUCUCCUGCUUCGAAUACAAGGGUAAAAAAUCAUUUGAAAGAAUGAACAGUUUGACGUUUAAGAAGUCGAAAGAUAUGAAGGCAAAGCUGGAAGAAGCCAUCCUGGGAAGUAUCGGGGCAAGGCAGGAAAUGGUCCGUCGAAGCAGAGGACAGCUAGAGAGAAGUCCCUCUGGCAGUGCCUUUGGAAGCCAGGAGAACCUCCGAUGGAGAAAGGAUAUGACACACUGGUGUCAGACCAGUGAACGGAUGGACAAAUCCAGAGCAGAGUUGGACCAUGAAGCACUUAUCGAUGGGAAUCUUGCUACAGAAGCCAAUCUAAUCAUUUUGGAUACUCUGGAGAUAAUUGUGCAGACUGUGUCCCUGGCCGAAUCCAAGGAGAGAGUUCUUGGGGGGGUGCUGAAGGUGCUGCUGCACAGCAUGGCCUGUAAUCAGAGUGCAGUCUACCUGCAGCACUGCUUUGCUACGCAGAGGGCCCUGGUUUCCAAGGAUGGUAAGAGAAUGUUCGGUACCUAUUUCCGAGUCGGAUUUUACGGAUCCAAAUUUGGAGACUUGGACGAGCAAGAGUUUGUUUACAAAGAGCCGUCAAUCACGAAGCUGGCAGAGAUUUCCCACCGAUUAGAGGGAUUUUACGGUGAGAGAUUCGGAGAGGACAUGGUGGAAGUCAUAAAAGAUUCUAAUCCGGUCGACAAAUGCAAACUGGAUCAAAACAAGGCAUACAUCCAGAUCACGUACGUGGAGCCUUACUUUGAUAGCUACGAGGUGAAGGACAGGAUCACGUAUUAUGAUAAGAAUUACAACCUGCGUCGCUUCAUGUACUGCACCCCGUUCACACUCGACGGCCGGGCUCACGGUGACCUUCACGAGCAGUUCAAGCGCAAGACGUUCCUGACCACGUCCCACGCGUUCCCCUACAUCAAAACCAGGAUAAACGUCAUGCACAAAGAAGAGGUCAUUUCCACGCCCAUUGAAGUUGCCUUUGAGGAUAUCCCGGAACUUGCAUUCGCCACACACCAGGAACCAGCCGAUCCCAAGAUGCUUCAGAUGGUACUGCAGGGCUCUGUGGGGACCACUGUCAACCAGGGUUCUUUGGAAGUGGCCCAAGUGUUCCUGACAGAAAUACCCAGCGACCCCAAACUGUUCAGACAUCACAACAAACUGCGAUUGUGCUUCAAGGAUUUCAAUAAAAAGUGCGAAGAUGCGCUGCGUAAGAACAAGAGUCUCAUUGGGCUGGAUCAGAAGGAGUAUCAGCGAGAACUGGAGCGGAACUACCACCGACUCAGAGAGGCGCUUCAGCCUUUGAUAAGCAGGAAGAUUCCCCAGCUCUACAAGCCAAUCUUGCAAGUCAAUUCUCACAGAGAUUCGUUCAGCAGACUGAGUCUACAGAAACUGGAUAUUUGAGAGCCCAGAACAUAUUUAUUCCUUUGUACAUAUAAAGGUUUAUUCAAUUGCCAGUAUUCAAGCCAGUCGGUGUAAUUCUGGUACUUCUUUUUCCCUCAAGACUGCAGAAAACCGUAUUCACUACACUCUUGAAUUUAAAGUGGAUCUGAAGUGUCAAACUUCUAUUUGCUGAAGUGUGCACAUUAUAAAUGUUGUGUCCAAAUGCCUUUCGCUUCAGACUAUAUACAACUGUUAAGGUUUUAUUAUUUAAUCAAAGAAACAAGCACCACUAUUUAUCAUUAAGUUCUGUUUUUGUGUGUUUUUUAUGAUUCUAUGAAGAUGUUUUAAACAUUGUUUUAUUACUUUAAAAUAUUUUACUACAUAUUUAAUAUUUUGAUGUCUAAUGGGUGGAUGUAUUUGUUUAAUUCCUGAAAUCCAUGUAUCUGUUCUUAUAUGGAAAGAUGAAACGGGGUCAUUCUAACACAGCUGUGAGUUUUAUUAAACUAUUUACAAACAA
Messenger RNA from Polyodon spathula (Mississippi paddlefish), 5862 nucleotides. Its product is annotated as dedicator of cytokinesis protein 7-like. Gene Ontology annotation, biological process: positive regulation of GTPase activity; small GTPase-mediated signal transduction; axonogenesis. Lineage: Eukaryota; Metazoa; Chordata; Actinopteri; Acipenseriformes; Polyodontidae. Gene Ontology annotation, molecular function: guanyl-nucleotide exchange factor activity. The record is from RefSeq and is a predicted model, not a curated record.